AUGAAUCACGUACCUUCUGAUCAGAGCUUUUACAUUGAGAGCGAGGAUGAAGAUGACAGGAAAGAUUACGUAGAAGAAGAAGAAGAAGAAGAUGGGCAUAGCCAUUCUGAUUCCUCUGAUGAUGAACAUCACACGCAGUAUAAGCCUAACUCAUACACUACGGCUUGGCCACAGAGUUACAGGCAAUCGAUUGAUCUCUACAGUAGUGUACCGUCUCCGAGUAUCGGUUUUCUUGGAAACAACUCGAUGACGAGAUUUGGAAGCUCUUUCUUGUCUUCUUCGCUGAUAAGAAGACACACUCCUGAAUCUUUACCUACUGUUACAAAGCCUCUGCUCGAAGCAGAAGAACAAGAACCACCACCACCUAAACGCAGACUUAGCUCUCAUGGCUUGCUCCCUCCUGUUCCUUCCAGGAGAAGUUCUAUGCGAAAGGACGAGAGAGUGUCUCAUGAAGUUCCAAUGUCCCGCAACAGUUCAUACGGACAAGCUGUCAUGAAUGGAUUGAACGUUCUAUGUGGAGUUGGGAUACUUUCAACGCCUUAUGCUGCUAAGGAAGGAGGAUGGUUAGGAUUAGGGAUACUGUUUAUAUAUGGUCUUCUUUCUUUCUACACUGGAAUCCUCCUGCGUUACUGCCUUGAUAGUGAGGCUGACCUCGAGACUUAUCCUGAUAUUGGCCAAGCUGCGUUUGGUACCACUGGUCGUAUCUUUGUCUCGAUUGUACUCUACUUGGAGCUAUAUGCGUGCUGUGUGGAAUAUAUAAUAUUGGAGAGUGAUAACUUGUCUUCAUUAUAUCCAAAUGCUGGUUUAAGUAUUGGAGGAUUUGAGUUAAAUGCACGGCAUCUAUUUGCAUUGCUAACCACCAUAGCUGUUCUCCCCACCGUUUGGCUCAGAGAUCUCAGCCUGUUGAGUUAUAUCUCAGCUGGAGGGGUGAUUGCAUCGGUGCUAGUGGUUUUAAGUUUGUUUUGGAUUGGUUUGGUAGAUGAAGUUGGAAUCCACAGCAAAGGAACUACACUGAACUUGUCAACUUUACCUGUAGCUAUAGGGCUAUACGGUUACUGCUAUUCAGGACAUGCUGUUUUCCCCAAUAUUUAUACUUCUAUGGCCAAUCCAAAUCAAUACCCUUCUGCUCUCUUGACAUGCUUUACUAUUUGUACUCUGAUGUAUGCUGGUGUUGCUAUUAUGGGUUAUACAAUGUUUGGAGAAGCAACAGAAUCACAGUUUACUCUUAACUUGCCUCAAGAUUUGGUUGCAACUAAGAUAGCUGUGUGGACUACUGUAAAAAGCACAUAUGCUUUAACCUUAUCUCCAGUAGCGCUGAGUCUUGAGGAAUUGAUACCAUCAAGGCAUAACAAGUCACAUUGGUACGCCAUUGGCAUUAGAACCGCAUUGGUCUUCUCUACUCUGCUUGUUGGUCUUGCAAUUCCCUUCUUUGGUCUUGUCAUGUCAUUGAUUGGAUCUUUGUUGACAAUGCUUGUCACACUAAUACUUCCACCGGCUUGUUUCUUGAGCAUAGUACGGAGAAAAGUUACGAGGACACAGAUGAUGUUGUGUGUCUUAAUCAUCGUAGUAGGAGCAAUAUCUUCUGUUGUUGGCUCGUAUUCAGCUCUCUCUAAGAUCAUUGAGAAACUAAGCAGCUGAACAUAGUCUCUAAUUACAAACUCUUAUACCCAUUUUUGUGUUUCUUUUGUUUUCAUAUAGCAAAACUCAUUCUUGCAUACACAUCUUUAGAAUUUGGUUUGAAACAAAUACAUUAAUGAUGUAUUUGAUUAAUAAAAGAUUGGCCACUUCAAAAUUAAAGGAACAUAUUGAAGAGGUUUCUAUUUGUACAAUCUUUUUUUUUUGCUUAGCCAUCAAAAUCCAAAUCCAAAUCUUUCUCUACAAUACCAUCAUUUGAAAACCUGCAACUAGUCCUUCUACUCUUGAGAAUCAACUCCGAACUCUUCAUCAACUGAAUAUACUUCUUCCUCACAGCCAACACAGGAUGUGGCUCCACACUAUCUUUAUCUCUAUAAGGCUCUCUAAGAAUAGCUGUACAAGUCUUGUUCUUCAUAGACAAGUAAAAGAUGUGCGGAUGCCUCUCAAAGGCCUUGUGAACCUUCUGAGGCAACCCAAACCACUUCUUGAGGCACAAAAGCUUCUUCCUCUCAGCUGAAUGAUCCACAAAGAGGCAGAGCAGUUCAUGAAGAAACCCAACAACUCUCUUCUCAGCUACAUCACUGCUCGGAUCCAAACGAGAGUAAUCAUCGUACGGUGAUACGUAAGGAAGCCGUUGAAACCCCUUUAACCAGUCUUCGAUUUUGACUCUCAAUCUACAACCUUUCGAUGGAAACAGAGGAAACUCUGUUUCAGAACAGAGCACUCCUCUGUUCUUGAUCGUGUUCCUCUGUAAGAAAGACAGAACCUUUUCUCCAUCACUACACACCACAGAUAAACCCUUUACACCAUCUUCCAAAUCAACAAACCUGAACGAAGAAUCAAGACUCAUCAAGUAAUCAUCACUCAAACCAAGAUACCAUUUCAUCCCUUGAACAAUACUCAAGGGCAAGACAUUAUCUUUACUCAUCAGAAUCAACUUCCUCAACCGACCAUUCAAAUCAUCAGCCGAGUCUUGAUAAACACGCCUCUCAACCCUAUCGAGCUCUGCGGCUUCUGGCGUCAACCUAAACCAGGGGAGGUUGUGCUCUGGGCCAACGAACUCCUCGAAGAUUGAAGGAAACUGCCGUAAGAACUUUGUGACUUUGGAUGAUAGGUCGAAUUGGUGAGUCUUCUUGGAGAUGGAGGAGAUUGGGAUGGAGUUGUUGGGGUCGUUGGUGAUACAGUUCUUGAGAGCGAUGACGGAUUUGAGCUGAGGGGAACGGAGGAUGUGUUCGAUGUUGUCAAAGUAAUGAUCUUUCUUCCAUUUCAUGUAGACAUCGACGUAGGUACGGGUCUGUGUGGAGGAGGAGGAGGAAGGUAGGGUUUUGAGAGUUUGGGCACGGCGGCUGAGGAAGAGCAUCGUGUAAGGAGGUGGCUUGUACAAUGUGUUAAAC
Messenger RNA from Eruca vesicaria subsp. sativa (arugula), 3029 nucleotides. Lineage: Eukaryota; Viridiplantae; Streptophyta; Magnoliopsida; Brassicales; Brassicaceae. The record is from the annotation of a GenBank genome assembly.